CCGCGCUACGUGUCCCGCAGCCCUUAUAGCCCCGGCCCGGCGGGCCCGCCGCCGCUGCACCAUGUCGAGCCCCGAGCACACGGCAUCCACCAACGUGGUUUACCAAGCCCAUCAUGUCAGCAGGACUAAGAGAGGACAAGUUGUUGGCACCAGGGGAGGAUUCCGAGGCUGCACGGUUUGGCUCACAGGCCUUUCUGGAGCUGGCAAGACAACCAUUGGCUUUGCUCUGGAAGAGUACCUGGUGGCUCAUGGCAUCCCAUGCUACUCCCUGGACGGUGACAACGUCCGGCACGGCUUGAACAAGAACCUGGGCUUCUCGGCGCAGGACCGCGAGGAGAACAUCCGGCGCAUCGCCGAGGUGGCGCGGCUCUUCGCCGACGCGGGGCUCGUCUGCAUCACCAGCUUCAUCUCCCCCUUCACAAAGGAUCGUCGAAACGCACGGAAAAUCCAUGAGGCAGCUGGACUUCCUUUCUUUGAAAUCUUUGUAGAUGCUCCUCUAAAUAUUUGUGAAAGCAGGGAUGUGAAGGGCCUGUACAAAAAGGCAAGAGCUGGAGAGAUCAAAGGGUUCACGGGGAUUGACUCAGAGUAUGAGAAACCCGAAGCUCCUGAGCUGGUGCUGAAAACAAACAUUGCCUCGGUGUCUGAGUGCAUCCAGCAGGUUGUGGAGCUCCUCCAAGCACAGAACAUCGUGCCCCAAGGCUCAGUCAAGGAUGUUCUGGAGCUGUUUGUGCCUGAGGAUAAACUCAGCAGUGUCCGGGCUGAGGCAGAGAAGCUGCCAGCAGUGGAGAUCAGCAAGCUGGAUCUGCAGUGGGUGCAGGUGCUGAGCGAAGGCUGGGCCACUCCUCUGAAGGGAUUCAUGCGGGAGGCAGAGUACCUGCAAGUGCUGCACUUUGGCACCCUGAACAACGACGGCGUGGUGAACCUGAGCAUCCCCAUCGUGCUGCCGGUGUCGGCGGAGGACAAGCAGCGGCUGGAGGGCAGCGCGGCGCUGGCGCUCAGCUUCCAGGGCCGCCGGGUGGCCGUGCUGCGCGCCCCCGAGUUCUUCGCGCACAGGAAGGAGGAGCGCUGCGCCCGCGUCUGGGGCACCACCUGCCCCCGCCACCCCCACAUCCAGAUGGUGAUGGAGAGUGGAGACUGGCUGGUUGGUGGAGACCUGGAGGUGCUGGAGAAGAUCAAAUGGAAUGAUGGGCUGGACCAGUACCGCCUGACCCCGCUGGCUCUCAAGCAGAAGUUCAGGGAAAUGAACGCUGACGCCGUCUUCGCCUUCCAGCUGCGCAACCCCGUGCACAACGGGCACGCCCUGCUCAUGCAGGACACGCGGCGCCAGCUCCUGGAGAGGGGCUACAAGAACCCUGUGCUCCUGCUGCACCCCCUGGGGGGCUGGACCAAGGACGAUGAUGUCCCUCUGGAGUGGCGCAUGAAGCAGCACGCCGCCGUGCUGGAGGAGCAAGUCCUGGACCCCAAGUCCACCAUCGUGGCCAUCUUCCCCUCUCCCAUGCUCUACGCCGGCCCCACAGAGGUGCAGUGGCACUGCCGAGCCCGCAUGGUUGCAGGGGCCAACUUCUACAUCGUGGGGCGCGACCCGGCGGGAAUGCCGCACCCCGACACCAAGCAGGACCUGUACGAGCCCACGCACGGCGGCAAGGUGCUGAGCAUGGCCCCCGGCCUCACCUCCGUGGAGAUCAUCCCCUUCCGCGUGGCUGCCUACAACAAGCUCAAGAGAGCCAUGGAUUUCUAUGACCCCAAAAGGCAUGACGAUUUUGACUUCAUCUCAGGAACACGUAUGAGGAAGCUUGCUCGGGAAGGGGAAAACCCCCCGGACGGCUUCAUGGCCCCCAAAGCCUGGAAAGUCCUCACCACAUACUACCAGUCACUGGAAAAAAAGAAUUAACUCCUCCUCCUCCUCCCUAGAAAUACCUGUAUUAAGAGUGAGCAAUGAUCGAUUGAUUCCCUGUGACACAGAUCACUUGGCAUGACCCUGGGAUUUUCCUACCUGGGUCAGAGUGUUUUUUACCAAUCAGAAAUACUUUGAGCCUGAUCCUUCUCCCCCUAAAGCUGUUGGGAGCAUCCCCAUGGAGCUGGAAGGGAUGGGGAGCAGGCCCUUUGUUCCUGGCUGGCACCGGGAUGUGCCACCGGGAUCAUGGUGGUGCUGCCAGGGCCACACAGCAGCUCCCAGUGCAGAGGGAUAAAACCUGCCUGGAGCAGAAAUGAAGAAGUGCCUUUCCACAUUGUGCCUUUGACAGUUUUUGCUAAUUAACAGCAGAAUCUUUUUAAUGCCCUUUUUUAAAAAGGAUUUUUUAAGAUCAGCUGUGACCACUGCCAGUUCCUUGUGGCUGAGCCAACUUCUCACUGUUUCCUUCCUCCUGCUUGACCUCUUUGGUCAAACAAAUCCCAGGCUGAGCAUUCCUGUUGCUCCAAGUUCAGCUGUCUGUGAAACUGUGCCAUGGUAAUCCCUGCACUCAGCCUGGUAAGGGAACCACCAUAAAGCCCUGAGAUCCCUGAGAAAGCUCUGGAAAGCAGGGAAAAGUCAGGGAUGCUGUCACUGUGCUUUCAGGUGUCCUCCUACGUGGCAGAAUGGGAUCCCCUUUCCCUCUGUAUAAUAAAGUAUUGGAAUGGUCUGCCCAGAGAGGUGGUGGAGUCACCACCCCUGGAUGUGUUUAAAAAAAGACUGGAUGAGAC
Molecule: messenger RNA, 2679 nt
Organism: Catharus ustulatus (Swainson's thrush)
Lineage: Eukaryota; Metazoa; Chordata; Aves; Passeriformes; Turdidae
Gene: PAPSS2
Product: 3'-phosphoadenosine 5'-phosphosulfate synthase 2
Exons: 12
Coding region: 62-1891 (609 amino acids)
Biological process (GO): 3'-phosphoadenosine 5'-phosphosulfate biosynthetic process; sulfate assimilation
Molecular function (GO): ATP binding; sulfate adenylyltransferase (ATP) activity; adenylylsulfate kinase activity
Source: RefSeq, a predicted model, not a curated record